AUGGCACCAGCACCAACAGCACACUUCGCCGAUGGCAACCAGAGUGGCGACUUCCACCGCAACUACCACGACGAUAGGAACACCUCGUCCGAAGAGACCAUCUACGCGACCAGCAAUGGCGUCCCCAUGGCUCACCCGUAUGAGGCCCAAAGAGUUGGAGACAACGGACCUCUGCUGCUGCAGGACUUCCACUUGAUCGACUUGCUCUCGCAUUUCGAUCGUGAGAGGAUACCCGAGCGUGUCGUCCACGCGAAGGGCGGUGGCGCCCAUGGCUAUUACCAGACUACCGACCCGUUGGACGAUCUGUGUCUGGCGGAUAUGUUCCAAGCUGGAAAGAAGUGCCCAGUUACAGUGCGAUUCUCCACCGUCGGUGGUGAAUCGGGCUCCCACGACUGCGCUCGUGACCCUCGAGGCUUCUCAGUCAAGUUCAGGACCGAAGAAGGCAACUGGGAUAUGGUGGCCAACAACACUCCAGUCUUCUUCCUCCGCGAUCCCGCCAAGUUUCCACACUUCAUUCACACGCAAAAGAGAGACCCUGCAACGCAUCUCACCCACGCCGACGAUUCGACCAUGUUCUGGGACUACCUCAGCCAAAAUCCAGAAUCAGUGCACCAGGUCAUGAUCCUGAUGGGUGACCGAGGCAUUCCUGAUGGUUGGCGCAAGAUGCAUGGUUACAGCGGCCACACUGUCAAGCUCAUCAACAAGAAGGGUGAGUGGGUGUAUGCCCAGAUGCACAUGAAGAGCAAGCAGGGCACCGGCUUCAUCACUCAAGAAGAUUCCGCCAACUACUCGCCCGACUACGCACAAAAGGACCUGUACUACGCCAUCGAAAAGGGCGAGUACCCUGGUUGGGAUGUCAUGUUCCAGACCAUGACACCAAAGGAGGCCGAAGAGGUCUGGCAAAAGCAAGGCAUCAACAUUUUUGACCUCACGCAUGUGUGGCCUCAGAAGCAAUUUCCGCUCCGCAAGGUCGGCGAGUUCUUCUUGAACGAGAAUGUGCAAAACUACUUUGCUGAGAUCGAGCAAGUGGCGUUCAGUCCUUCCCAUUUGGUUCCAGGCAUCGAGCCCUCCGCAGACCCUGUUCUCCAGUCAAGACUGUUCUCAUACCCAGACACGCACCGUCACCGUGUGGGCACCAACUACCAACAGCUGCCUGUCAACGCUCCGCGCACGGCACACCGCAUUGGCAACUUCCAGCGAGAUGGACCAAUGGCGUUCAACAACCAAGGCUCUCGACCAGCAUACUUGAGCUCAAUCCAGCCUAUCCAAUUUAACAAGCGAUCUGUGGAUCUUGACAAGACACACGGGCAGUUUGUCGGCGAUGCUGUGACGUUCUUGUCAGAAAUCCGACCGGAAGACUUCAAUGCACCUCGAGCCCUGUGGGAGAACGUUUGGGAUGAGGAUGCAAAGUCACGAUUCAUCAACAAUGUCUCCGGCCACAUGCAGAACUGCCACAAGGAGGAAAUCAUCAAGAGGCAGAUCGCCAUCUUCCGCGAAGUGUCCAACGACAUUGCCACACGGCUUGAGAAGGCUACGGGUGUCAAGGGAUACGAUGGUAUUGCCAACCUUCGGUUCAAUGGUUCGCACAAUGGCAUGGCUAAGGAUGCAAGCCUUCGUGCUGCGAACAACUUGGAGGACAAGACGAAUAGGUCUGCCAACAAUGGUGCUCCAGUUGCUGGUCAGCACCAGAAGGUGUAUUAA
This is a messenger RNA of Zasmidium cellare ATCC 36951, 1701 nucleotides long. RefSeq lists its product as uncharacterized. Gene Ontology annotation, molecular function: heme binding; catalase activity. Gene Ontology annotation, biological process: hydrogen peroxide catabolic process; response to hydrogen peroxide. The coding region runs from base 1 to 1701 and encodes 566 amino acids. The transcript has a single exon. Gene Ontology annotation, cellular component: peroxisome; cytoplasm; mitochondrion. NCBI's taxonomy places the organism in Eukaryota, Fungi, Ascomycota, Dothideomycetes, Mycosphaerellales, Mycosphaerellaceae. The record is from RefSeq and is a predicted model, not a curated record.